Messenger RNA from Cucumis sativus (cucumber), 2473 nucleotides. RefSeq names its product 2-isopropylmalate synthase 2, chloroplastic. The record is from RefSeq and is a predicted model, not a curated record. The coding region runs from base 297 to 2198 and encodes 633 amino acids. Lineage: Eukaryota; Viridiplantae; Streptophyta; Magnoliopsida; Cucurbitales; Cucurbitaceae. Gene Ontology annotation, molecular function: 2-isopropylmalate synthase activity. Gene Ontology annotation, biological process: L-leucine biosynthetic process. Gene Ontology annotation, cellular component: chloroplast. The transcript is spliced from 12 exons.
CAGUUACGAAUUUACCCCUUUUGUUUUUUCCUUUUCACUUCCCUGCUUCUUCUCCGACGAGUGUUCAAUAUGCGACAGUUGAAGUCUCAGGGUCCCCUCACCGGCAUUAUAUAUUAUUAGUAUGACCUAAACCUCAAGCCACUCACAAACGUCCACUGUAGCUCGCCUCUAAGUAAGUCUUCCCUGUUCUUUAUUCAUUCCAGAUUAAUUCCUUCCUCACUUCCUCUCUCACCGUUACCCCUCUGUACAAUACAAGUCCAUUUCUGUUUUCUUUGAUUUCCUUUGUUCUCUUUACCAUGGCCCUUCCGGCAGCAUUGUCCAGACCCAAUCAUUCUCUUGCUCGCCAAUCCGAUUCUCUGUUUCCUGCUCCUCAUCGGAUUUAUAGCAGGAAUUUGCAGGUUCUUAAGAAUCCUUCACGGUCGUUGUCUUUUAAAACGGCUGCUGCUUCGGCGCCUCAUAAUGUAUCUCCUGUUUACUCUUGUCUUACGGAAAGUAUUGUUUCGAAUUCUGUACCGAAAGCAUCAAUUAGACGGCCGCCGUAUAUUCCUAAUCGCAUCCCUGACCCUUCCUAUGUUCGCGUAUUCGAUACCACUCUCCGUGAUGGCGAGCAGUCUCCAGGUGCUUCCCUCACUGUUAAAGAGAAGCUUGACAUUGCUCGUCAGCUUGCAAAGCUUGGUGUAGAUAUCAUUGAGGCUGGAUUCCCUGCUGCUUCGAAGGAAGACUUUGAGGCAGUCAAGAUGAUUGCAAAAGAGAUUGGAAAUGCUGUCGAUGAGGAUGGAUAUGUGCCUGUUAUUUGUGGUCUCUCCAGGUGUAAUGAGAAGGAUAUUCGAACUGCAUGGGAGGCUGUCAAAUACGCUAAAAGACCGCGGAUACAUACCUUUAUUGCAACGAGCGAAAUUCAUAUGGAGCAUAAGCUGAGAAAAACGAAGGAGGAAGUGAUUGAAAUUGCUCGAAACAUGGUGCGGUUUGCACGAAGUUUGGGUUGUGAUGAUGUUGAGUUCAGCCCCGAGGAUGCUGGCAGAUCUGACAGAGAGUUCCUUUAUCAAAUUCUGGGGGAAGUGAUAAAGGCUGGGGCAACUACUCUCAACAUACCUGAUACUGUUGGUUAUACAAUGCCUUUUGAAUUUGGGAAGUUGAUUGCUGAUAUAAAAUCUAAUACUCCUGGCAUUGAAAAUGUCAUCAUUUCAUCACACUGCCAGAAUGAUCUUGGACUAGCAACUGCUAACACAGUAGCAGGGGCAUGUGCGGGUGCAAGGCAAGUUGAGGUCACAAUUAAUGGCAUUGGUGAGAGAGCUGGAAAUGCUUCCCUAGAGGAAGUGGUAAUGGCCUUACAAUGUCGUGGAGAGCAUGUGCUUGGAGGUCUUCAUACUGGAAUUAACUCAAGACAUAUCUUUUUGACUAGCAAGAUGGUAGAAGAGUUCACUGGUUUGAAUGUACAACCACACAAGGCUAUUGUCGGAGCUAAUGCUUUUGCUCAUGCAAGUGGCAUCCAUCAGGAUGGGAUGCUUAAGCAUAAAGGUACAUAUGAAAUCAUGGCCCCUGAAGAUAUUGGCUAUGAACGAUCCAAUGAUGCUGGAAUUGUUUUAGGAAAACUUAGUGGACGGCAUGCCCUUAAAAGUCUCCUUCUAGAGCUUGGUUAUGAACUUGAUGGUGAGAAUCUCGACAAUGUAUUCUGGCGUUUCAAAGCAGUGGCUGAACAAAAAAAGAGAGUUACAGAUGCGGAUCUUCGAGCUUUGGUAUCCGAUGAAGUUUUUCAACCGACUGUUCUUUGGAAGCUGCUAGAUAUGCAGGUUACUUGUGGAACUCUUGGUCUUUCCACUGCUACAGUUAAACUCCUUGAUGCUGAUGGGAAAGAGCACAUUGCUUGUUCUGUUGGAACGGGUCCUGUAGAUUCAGCUUACAAGGCUGUGGAUCUCAUUGUUAAGGAACCAGCAACUCUUCUCGAGUAUUCAAUGAAUGCCGUCACUGAAGGUAUAGAUGCAAUUGCCACGACUCGUGUCCUAAUAAGAGGGGACAAAAGCUACACAUCUACUAAUGCAUUGACUGGAGAAGCAGUUCAACGAACAUUUAGUGGUAUUGGAGCAGGAAUGGACAUAGUUGUAUCAAGUGUUAAGGCCUACAUUGGUGCUCUAAAUAAGAUGCUUGGUUUUCAAGGAAUUGACAUUAAGGUGACUGAAGAAAAAACAUUAUCGGCUUAAAAAUCUGAUUGAUUCUUGAAGGAAGGAUGAUGGUGGCAGUCUUUCAUAAAAGGAUUCCAUUAUUCUGCUUUAAGUGUUAUUAUCUAAUUGUUGUUUCUAAUGUGUUUUGUGUUAUUUGAACUCCUUUUUUUUUUUGGUCAGUUGGCAAAACUUGUUUCCUUAGCCAGUUAUGUGUGUUAAUUAGUGUUGUAGUUUUUACGCAGUGAACUGGCUUUUUUAGUAAAAUAAUGUUAAUUAUUAUUAUAAUAAAAGGUUUUAUCAGUCAUUUCAUGAUA